AUGCCAGGAGACUCAUACUUUCCACCUACCUCUAGCUGGCAAGACAAAGUCCAUAGACUAUUAGAAGUCCGACCUUCGGCUGAGGUAACCAAAGGGAGUAGCUUGCGCGUAACAUGGCUUGCACAGAACUUCUCGCACCUCCUUGAAGGUGUUCAUGAUGCCACCGUUGACAGAUACGCUAGGGCGUAUCUCUUUUGUCUGAUUGGUGCUGUCUUGUUCUCCGACAAGACUGGCAACCGGGUACAACUAUUGUAUUUGACGUUGCUUGAUGCGCCAUGGGAGGUCAUCUCCGGGUACAGUUGGGGUUUUUCGGCAGCCCUAGCGUAUCUGUACAGGAGACUUUGUGAAGCUUCACGGAAGAACGUAAAGAAGAUCGCUGGGCCCCUGAUUAUUCUGCAGCUUUGGGCGUGGGAGCAUGUUCUCAUAGGUCAAUCGAUGAGGAGUGCGGGACGUGGUGCAUUUGCGCCACCAGUGCUUCCUCCCCCGCAUGUGCCAUAUGGAUCGCGGUGGUCCUUUGAAAGACGAACAAGGACCCACACUGGAUCGGGCGUGGGGUUCUACCGCGAUCAACUCGAUCUACUACGAGUUGACCAGGGCAUCCCGCCGCCAUGUGACACAGAGGCGGAGCUCCACCACUCUCGCAAGGGUCGGGAUCCCAAGAACUGGCUGGAGGUCAAUUGGCGCCAUGUCGCUCGUUGGGAGCACAGGCACAAGGCAUUGCAUUAG
Messenger RNA from Amaranthus tricolor (Joseph's coat), 726 nucleotides. Its product is annotated as serine/threonine-protein phosphatase 7 long form homolog. The record is from RefSeq and is a predicted model, not a curated record. The transcript has 5 exons. The coding region runs from base 1 to 726 and encodes 241 amino acids. NCBI's taxonomy places the organism in Eukaryota, Viridiplantae, Streptophyta, Magnoliopsida, Caryophyllales, Amaranthaceae.